AUGCCAAAAACACCAAGAGACCCGAAGAAAAUACCAAGACGCGCUACGCAGAACAGCACACGAGCCUGCAUUCACGGCGCUGGCUGGGCAUGCUGGGCUCGGCCCUUGGUCGUCCUUGGGGGUGAGGGCGCAUUGAGGGAGGGCCACAGGGCGUUUGACUGCGGCUGUCAUGGGUGGUUGGCUUGGGGGUGGAGUGGUCGCCCGCACAGGGCGUUUCUUAUCGUCGUGAGCGGGCUGCUGAGCUUACAGUACGGCCAGCCAGCUAGCAAGGACAUCAGAUGGAGUGAAUUGGAUUCUGGCCUGCAUGCAUCUCCUUCAUGGCCGGUUUCCCGGUUGACCAACGCCCUUUUUGCGUCAUGCAUUCGUCCCAUCCGCCCACCCACACUCAACUGA
Molecule: messenger RNA, 393 nt
Organism: Gaeumannomyces tritici R3-111a-1
Lineage: Eukaryota; Fungi; Ascomycota; Sordariomycetes; Magnaporthales; Magnaporthaceae
Exons: 2
Coding region: 1-393 (130 amino acids)
Source: RefSeq, a predicted model, not a curated record